This is a messenger RNA of Diaporthe batatas, 2256 nucleotides long. RefSeq lists its product as uncharacterized. Gene Ontology annotation, biological process: proteolysis. Bases 201 to 1871 code for a protein of 556 amino acids. Gene Ontology annotation, molecular function: calcium-dependent cysteine-type endopeptidase activity. The transcript is spliced from 2 exons. Gene Ontology annotation, cellular component: cytoplasm. The record is from RefSeq and is a predicted model, not a curated record. NCBI's taxonomy places the organism in Eukaryota, Fungi, Ascomycota, Sordariomycetes, Diaporthales, Diaporthaceae.
CCAAGAGUGAGGGGCCGUGAGCGGUGGGAGCCCGGUCUCGAAUAGAAUAAUAUAAAAACAGCACCCAUCUCGCUUCUAAAGUCGUCUCUUUUGAAUAUCGCACCAUGACCAGAAAAAUACAAGUCUACAUUCGUUUCAAUAUCUAGCACCCUGACAGGCCAUUACGGCGAGAUAUUAAAUUCAGCAGUCACAUUUGCAACAUGGGUGACGCACGCUCUAUCAUCUCGGAGGCACCGAAGGACAGCAACGUCGUCGCGGUAGACGCGUAUGCUCUUGUCCAGGCCAUCCUCGGCCGUACGGCAGACAAGGCAAGAAGCGACUCUGAUCGUACUGAGACCCUUGAGUACGACGAUCUUCCAGACCUCCGCAGCGACAUGAUGCUCUCAACUUUUGACGAGCGCGGCCCCCGCCCUGACCAACAGCCAAAGAAUGUCAGAAUUGGCUGCGCCAACCCCUAUGCCCUUGUGGAGGCCAUGCUUGGUCGACGCAUUGACCGCAACUCUGUCAAUGCAUCGACCUUGAUCUCUCAAGUCCUGCAGACCGACUACGAUGAGCUAUUUGACUUGAAGAACAAGUCUGUACUCUACGCCGGCCUGCAGCUCAACGAGAAGGAGCGGAUAGCUUCACAGCUCACGGAGAAGGAUAUUCACCUCCUUAGCGAGCGUGAUCUCAUGACGCCUGACUUGUCUCGUGUCCAACGUCUACAGGAUCUAGAGCAGAUUGGUCUCAAGGAUCUGAACCAAGUGCAUGUCAAGCACGCUCGGAUCCAGAACGGCAAGAUCCGCCUGGUCAUCCAAGCCAACGCCAAUGGCAACCGCAUUGCUCGCCAAGUAUCCAACCGGGAGCUCACAAGGACCAUGAACGAACUGAUGACCCCGUUCCGACUCAGCGGCAAGGACGACGAGAAUCUGCCUGGUCGGGAAGACAACGAGUGGUCGCCUCCCAACGCAUCCUGGCGCGACAUGUACGACUACUUCUUCCAGAGUGUCAAUCGUCGCCUUGUGAACGAUGUGACCAACUUCUCCAUCGGUGAUGGAAGACGUCGCCCCAUGCACUUCUUCGAUGACCCUACCCAGGGCGCGUCGACGAACAGCUGGCUUAUUGCCGCCUUGUUCUCUGUCUUCUGGGCCAGCCCCGCAACCAUCAACCGUGCAACUCGUGUGCACCCUCAUAGCGAGCGUAUGGAUGACAAUGAGGACAGCCGUCGACGCCGUCACACCCUUCGAGUCCGCUUCCACGACAAGGGAGGCAACAACAAUAACCGCACCGAGACGGUUGAGGUCAACUACGAGAUCCCCAUCACCAACUCCAACAACGAGCCCGUCUUUGCCCGUGCCUCUGACGGCACUGACAUUUGGCCUUCCUUGUACGAGAAGGCGUUCGCCAAGUGGAUCCUGGGGAGCAACAACAAGAACGAGCACCACCCAGACAUUACCUGUACUCACUCAGGUGACCCAAUCAAGGCCAUGGCUCAGAUCAAUGGCCGCGACCCGCAGUACUUCCGCUGCGAGAACCACAGUGCCAACGAGCUGCUCGGCGUCGUCCGCCAGAACUGUGUCAACAACAAGACGAUCAACCCAAUGUCUGCCUGGACCCACGCCACCGGUCCCAUGUACCGCGGCAGCAACCUGGUCGCCAACCACGCCUACUCUAUCUGCGGCUACGCCGUGGUCGGGGACAGGCAGUACAUCGUGCUGCGCAACCCCUUCGGCGUCACUGAACCGGCCGGACUUACCAGCUACCCAGGCCUGCUCACCCGCAUGGACCCAGAGCUGUGGCAGCCCGCGGAGCUCCUCGACCAGGGCGGCCUGUUCGCCCUCGAGACCCGCUCCUUCAAGGAGUGCUUCCAGUACAUGGGCUGUGCGAAGUGACUCAUUGACGCGUGGUAGGACUCGAACUCUGAAGAGUGGUCCUGCCAAACCCAAACUCCCAGUGCGGCGUGUGUGUUUGCGGAUGAUGCAUCACCUCGGGUGUGUGCGGCGAGUUCUCACGUACCUAGGUAUCGAAACUGACCUGGUUGUCCCUCCUUCAUGUGGCACUUCCCCUACUUGACCUGAUAUCGCGGAUAGUACUCCCGACUCGGUCAUAUUGUUUCCUUCCACAUCCAAAAGUUAUCUGUCAUCAUUUGAUUGGGCUCAGUUGGAAAUAGUUUGGCGUAGCAUGCGCAAGGCACAUCGGAUUGUACCGAUACGUAGCUAGCAACCAAAUUGAUAGCCUCUAGCCACCGUAAUGAAGAUCAUUACAUGCUGCAAAAAA